This is a messenger RNA of Peronospora matthiolae, 1773 nucleotides long. NCBI's taxonomy places the organism in Eukaryota, Oomycota, Peronosporomycetes, Peronosporales, Peronosporaceae. The record is from the annotation of a GenBank genome assembly.
AUGGAAAGAUUUUCUUCACGACCUCAAGGCCGGCGACAUCGAGCAACGCGCGAAGAACGUUUCGUGGCACAGUCUUGGGAAGCCCUUCGUGCUUCGGGCAACCCUGUCUAUGAUAUCGCGCGUGAGUAUGCCGACAUCUUUCCGGAGAAUAUCCCCGCUGAGCUUCCAGCGGAUCGUGGUGUGCGACACAAGAUCGAUCUCGUGCCAGGAUCGAAGUAUUGCGUGACGCGGCAGUGGCCGCUACCGCGUGACCAAGUCAUCGCAAUUGAUGAACUUUUUGAGGGCCGCCGUAAGGCAGGACACGUCCGCGAAAGCAUAUCGCCACAUUCGAGUCCGACUUUCUGUGUGAAGAAAGCCACCGGCGGUUGGCGCAUCGUGCAUGCUUUUAACAAGUUGAAUGACGCCACGAUCCCGGCUCAAACACCAAUUCCUCGGAAAGACAUGGUACUGGAUACCAUGUCCGGCAGCGAGAUUUUUAGCGCCAUAGACCUGACAGACGGGUUUUACCAGAUUUUAAUGAGGGACAGUGAUAUCCCGUUCACCGCUGUCAGCACACCGAGUGGGAUGCUUUGGGAGUGGCUAGUCAUGCCACAAGGCCUUAAGAACGCUCCAGCAACGUUCAACCGGAUGGUGACACAAGUGCUUCGGCCACUACGUGAUUUCGCUCCAAGUUAUUUCGACGAUAUUUUUGUUCACAGCCGCGCUGAGCAACAAAUCAGCGCUACGGAGGUCCACCUUCGGCAUUUGAAACAGGUGUUCCAAGUGAUGCGCGAGAACAAACUGUACGCAAAUUUGAAGAAGUGUGUCUUCUGUGCUCCCGAGAUUCCAGUUCUUGGAUGCUAUGUUAGCAAGGAGGGUGUCCGUGCUGAUCCCGAGAAAGUGUCAUCGAUAUGUUCCUGGCCUACGCCCAGGAACCAAACGGAACUACGCCAAUGGCUUGGCUUGGCCAAUUACUUGCAUAAGUAUACGAAGAACUAUGCAGAACUAAUCCAGCCACUAUCGACUCUACUGAAGAAAGACGCAGUUUGGUCAUGGAAAGCUGAACAUCACUCUGCCUUCAACUCUGUGAAAAAGAGCUUGUCUGAAGCACCAGUGCUGAUGUUGCCUGAUGAUUCCAAGCCAUUUCACGUCGUCUGUGAUGCGAGUAAUUUCGCUAUUGGAUGUGCCCUCAUGCAGUUUGACGAUGAGGGCCGAGAGCGCGUCGUGAGCUUUCAGUCACGACAGAUGAAACCCGCAGAGCGGAACUAUCCGGUACAUGACAAGGAACUUUUGGCUAUGCGUUACGCGCUGAUCAAGUUCAGAGUAUAUUCGCUCGGCGAGAAGAUGUUUUCGGUCUAUACAGAUCACGCAUCAUUGCGUACCGCCGUCAAGACUCCCCACUUGUCCCAGCGUAUGGCACGUUGGUUGUCAUACUUCUCAGAGUAUAAUUUCGUGGUCUUUUACAAACCCGGCAAGAACAACAUUCUUGCUGACGCGCUUUCUCGACGUCCCGAUUAUGAUCCUCGACGUGACAUGGGUCAUCAGCCAGGCAUUGCUGAAGACGAGGACGACGACAUUUGUUUAUGCUGUGCUGAGCAGGGGCUCAAUGCAAUGAUUUCGACACCUGAGCUGUCAAUCCGGACUCAAAUCGCUGAGUCAUAUGCGAACGAUUCAUUCUACACGGGAAUCAUCAAUUAUCUUCGACACCCUAGUGAGGGUUCACUCGCGAAGUUGACGAAACCAACGCGUGACAACAUCAAGCGGUACGCGCUUGAUGGUCCGCUGCUGACCUAA